CUUCAUCCAGGAAGAGCGAAAGAGAGCCACAGGGACGCGGGACAUUAAUGCAUUGCGCUGCAAGCAUACGCUCUAUAGUCUCAAUUCGUACAAAUAUUUUUUUUUUUUGUAUCAGAACGGUGCUGUUAUGUCUUUCCAUGUCAUAAGCGAUUUCAAGAAUUGAGAUUCGAUAAAGUCAAACACGGCAUUGUAUAACCCGCCCUCUGGCGAAGCCUCUUUAUAUAGCGGAAGCAGGAAGCGUUGUAGCAGAGCAAAGCAUUGUGGGAUGGGUAGUCGGCUAGUUGUGAGGCUUUUAGCAGGCGCUUUGGCAUAGGCUGCCGUGUUAAAGAUCCACCUGAUCCAGGUGUGUUUGUACUUCCGUCAAGAUCUGUAGAUGUUGAACCGUCGACCGUACCGCGAGACAUCAUCUUCUGCAAGGCGCCCAAUUGAGGACAAGGAAAGCCAGAUUCGCUGAGGAGCUGUUGUUAGAAAGUCCAGAGUGAAUUCAGAUCACAGGAAAAUGCCAAAAUGUAUAGUGACCAAAUGUCCACACAAGACUGGACAGAAAGAACUGUAUCCAUCUGUCAUCCUUCAUCCAUUUCCAGGAAAUAUUGAAAAAAUAAAACAGUGGUUAUUGCAAACUGGAGAGGACUAUGGUGACUAUGAAGUAUUUGCAGAAAAGGUACUAGAAGCUAAAAAAACAGAUGCAUAUCGGAUAUGUUCACGACAUUUUGCUGAAGAUCAAUAUGUGAAGAGAGGUCCUCGUAAACUUCUUAGUAAAGAUGCAGUUCCCACUAUUUUCAGCAACCUUCACCCUUUAAUUCAGCUUCACAGCAUCACAGGACCCCCUCCAAGGAAAAGAAGGAGGGGAGAUGACAAGGAGUGGGUCCAAUCAACUUCCAGUAUAGUCCGUAUAGUCUCUCGAGCAAGAACCAUUGGCACUCAGACCGAUCCUGGAUUUUUGAAGAGAACUUCUGAAAUGAACACCGUUCCCUUAUCAUUGAUGUGCUCCUCGUAUACGCAAAGUGAGCUACCUUUUGAGGUGACGCACAUGCAAUGCCAAAACAGUGAAGAGUCAGAUCGUGCAGAGUUCUGGAGAAUUGAAAAGGAUCACCUGUAUCCUACCAGCUUCUCUACAACCUCCAAACCAAUCCAAUGGCAGACCGGUGAAUAUUCAGAGCCUGCAAAGUUGUGGAGAGUUAAAGAGGAUCACCUAUAUUCUAUUGGCUUGUCAAAACCUGCAAAACCAUGCAUCUUAACUAUUCAAACACAAAAAUCAACAAGCGGUCAUAUGCCUGACACACCUUCAAUUCAAGAAAAAGAGGUGGCUGAAGUGGCACUAGAUACUUCAUUUUCCACUUCCGAAGAUCCAAAUGACCCAACUUUAGGCCCUCUUGAGUACAUGUGUGCUAACACGUCACAGGAUGCUAUAGGAUCCACGCUGAAAUCGAAUGACUGCAACCAACCCAACAAACCCAAUUAUAUCGCUGACAGAAAAUUUAUCAUUUUCGAAAGCUGUUUGGAUAAAUUACUCAGGCUCAUUCCUUGUCAGCACAAUGAGAGCGAAAAGUGUGAAGCUCCAAUUGCAGAAAUACAAAAACAUAUAGAUGGUUCUAUGGUCAAAAUACAACUAUUGUGCCAUAACAAUCACAAGUCCCUUAAUUGGAAUUCUCAGCCAAUGACUUCAGACAUUGCAGCGGGCAAUAUAUUAAUGUCUUCGUCUAUUAUUCUAAGUGGAUCAUCAUUCCAGAAAGUAAAAGAAAUGUACGACCUUUUUGGUGUACAGGCAAUUUCCCAUACAACAUUUUGCCAGCACCAGAACAAAUAUAUUUUCCCAGCAAUUGACUGGAACUGGAAAAAAGAGCAGCAGGAAAUGUUUAAGGAAAUUGGAGAGGAUGCAGUUGUCCUUGCAGGAGACAGGCAGUUUGACAGCCCCAGGAAUUCUGCAAAUUACUGCAUUUAUUCGUUAAUGACCAUCCCCACACAAAAGAUUGUAAAUUUUAGAAUUCUACAGUUGGAAGCUGGUCAAAAACCAGUGGAAGUGGAAAAAGCUGCUUUUCAGGACUGCCUUGAUGAGCUGCUUUCCAAAAAAGUUACUGUGAAGCUGGUGGCUACAGACAGACAUGUUCCCAUCCGUCAAUUGAUGGCCACAAAGUACAAAAACAUAAAGCAUCAGUUCGAUGCCUGGCACCUGUGCAAAUGUGUUGCCAAAAAAAUCACAGCAGCAAGUAGACAUCCCAAGUGCAAAGAUCUUACUUGGUGGAUAACCCCUAUUCAAAAUCAUCUUUGGUGGUGUGUGCAGACAAGUAGGCAAAAUCCAGAUGUACUCAUUGAUAAGUGGCAAUCCGUUUUGUUCCAUAUUGCUGAUGUACACAGUUUCCCAAGGUUAAACCAUUACAAAAGGUGUAUGCAUAGAACUUUCACUCCACAAAAGAGAAAGGAAGUCAAGUGGAUAAAGCCAAACCAUCCAGCACACAGAGCCCUUGAGAAAAUUGUAAGCGACCCAGCACUUCUAAGAGAUUUGCGACACAUCACCAAGAUCGGUCAUACCCCACAAUUCGAGGUCUAUCGUAGCAAGUCCUUGAAAUAUAGAUCUAAGAGUUACUCCUAUAAAAUGGACUCCGCUUAUGCUAGAACGAUAUUGGCAAUUCUGUCAAACAACCACAGUGUGGGUAGAGAGAGGCCAAUGCCACUGAAAUCUGACUUGCCAGUCAGAGAAAAAAGCUACCAAACCGUGUUACCCAUGCAGGAAAAGAACUGGCGAACACCGAUUUACAGACAAGGUGUGGAGAACCAUCUAUUCAAGCUACAGAAUGACUGCUUGAGCAUAAUGAGUGGAGACAUUCUCUCAUGAAUGAAUCUCAAAAUUGCCAAGGAACAUUGCCAACACAGAGACUUGAGAGAAGUUUUGUGACUGAAAAUCAUUUGUCGAAUGUAGUUAAUCUGAAACUCAUUUGCUUAAAACAGUGGUCCCAGUUGCCUCAAAGCAUGAGCUUAUUUUUCAAUUGCAUUCAGUUACAUAAAAAUGAGGUGUACUGCCAAACAGCCUCCUGUAGGCUUCCAAUCCACAUAGGGCUACCAAUUAGCCAAUCAUAUCCUUUUUUUGGCACCCCCAGAAAUGUUUUACAUUUUGUGUUGCUCCCCAACUGUUUUUACAUUUGAAUGUGACACACGGGUAAAAAAGAUUGAGCACCCUGUCUUAAGCACUGGAGAGAAAAUUUCAACAUGAAAUAGUCACAAGAAUCACAAUAAGUACUUAACUUACAGCCAUUCGUUACCAGUAGAGUAUAUAAUGUCGAAUGUGGGAAGCAUAUUUCUCAUAAAAAAACUUCCUCUCCAGUUAAUAUAAAUAUUCUUGUAAAUAUUACAGUUAGUAUUUGACAAUUUAUCUUUAUGAUAUGUAGACUCACAAACCAGUAAACUUCAAAAUGGAGUGCC
Messenger RNA from Xenopus laevis (African clawed frog), 3417 nucleotides. It is a transcript of the gene ankrd49.S, whose product is annotated as ankyrin repeat domain 49 S homeolog. The record is from RefSeq and is a predicted model, not a curated record. The transcript has 3 exons. Gene Ontology annotation, molecular function: DNA binding. NCBI's taxonomy places the organism in Eukaryota, Metazoa, Chordata, Amphibia, Anura, Pipidae. Gene Ontology annotation, cellular component: cytoplasm. The coding region runs from base 500 to 2833 and encodes 777 amino acids.